Molecule: messenger RNA, 526 nt
Organism: Symbiodinium necroappetens
Lineage: Eukaryota; Dinophyceae; Suessiales; Symbiodiniaceae
Source: the annotation of a GenBank genome assembly
AUGAACGAUCCCACUGCUCUUAAGCCGGUCGUAGGAGAGCCUCAGCUUAGCCACAAGGCGAUCGAGAUGAGAUCGCAAAGAAUGUUCAAGAGACGAGCGAAUGGAUCCCUCAAGGUCAGUGAGGUGGUUUUCAAAGAGUGGCAUGAGAAGGGAGCUCGAAGAACCCUCCUGGAAACCAUCUUCAGGCAGGCUACCUUUAUCUCCGAGGUGGAUGUCAUGCGACAGCAGAUGAUAGAGUCCGAAGUGGUGAUUGAGGGGGAGUUCGCAUCUGUUGAGACAAUGCAAGAAUGGGGCUUUACUGAGCAAAGGAUCGAGGCUAUCAAGGCCCACUGCCGGAGCAACCCGAGACAGCUGAUGCGAGACACAUACGAGAGCAUCACCUUGUAUUAUGUCGAGCGAUCGAUCAAGGGCAGCCUCCGGAGGAAGGCGACCCUCAGCAUGACCAAGAGUGCCAAGUGGCAGGAGGAAGGAGCCGACGGCUUCGACCUCAACGAUGACCCGACUGCCUUGGUGGACCCAGAGCAAG